AAUAUGGCCCCUCUCUCGAAAUCCCAUAAUCCGUCUUUCAUCUGAACGACCUCCAUCAACUGCAUCAACACUGGCUGCAGAAUGCGGACGCGCUGGUUUGUGGCUGAAGGGAGGGGUGGGUGGUGCUUUAAUCAGCACCAGUGUGACAGCGGCUAUACGACAUGAGCAUUUGUAGAUAUGCAAGGGCUGUUAAUUGACCACUAUCCGCCAUUACUUGGGCCUAUUUUCUUCCGCGGACUAAUCUGCACGGCGCUGAGGUCUUCUUCCCUUUAUGGCGAUGCAACAAACAAGGUAGUAAGGAAAUUGACAAAUUAUUCCUUUGCCGACGACCACGAUGCAGGUAUCUUCGCACACCGACACCCCCAUUACUAGUGGAGGACAGCUGAUAACUUCUGUUGGAAUUAAUGGAAGUCACACUUCUAACCAGGUAGCGUAUGCAAAUGCGCCGAAACAGUUAAUUUUAGAGAACGUUGAUCCAGCAAGUUUAGAAGAAGAGGAUUCGGAUUCCGAUGGGGCAGAUGGAGCGUUUGUAUCUCAAGUUCACCAACAAAUGCAACUUACACCCGGUAUGCAAAACAUGGCACCCGUUCUCGCUGGACCUAAGCCUGGAAAAAAGACGAAAGGCAGGGUGAAAAUUAAGAUGGAAUUCAUUGAAAACAAAUUAAGGAGAUACACAACGUUCAGUAAGAGAAAAACAGGAAUCAUGAAAAAGGCCUAUGAGUUGUCAACUCUGACGGGGACCCAGGUGAUGCUUCUCGUGGCCAGUGAAACUGGUCAUGUCUACACCUUCGCCACCAGGAAACUCCAACCCAUGAUUACAAGUGAGAGUGGCAAGGCACUCAUACAAACGUGCCUCAACUCACCUGACCCCCCUCCCUUCAGCCCCGGACAACAACAGGCUGUAGAGCAGAGAAUGAACCCCUCAGGCUUUGAAGAGACUGAAUUGACAUGCACAGUUGGGGAGGAAGACUCAAAGGCUGGUAUCCAGGUGAUCCAGGAAGGUCUGGCUAAGCAGCCCAUGUACCAGGUGUCCUCAGGUGUGGUCCAGGCUGACCAGUCCACCUUCCAGACCAGUCAGCCAACUGCCGUGUCCUCCCAGUCAGUACAGCUAGCCACAACACAACCCACAGUCACAAGUUAUGUCCAGCAGGCCAACACAGGGCACACUGUCACCGUGUCACAAGCACCACCCUCAUCCAAAGCAGCCACUGCAACCGCCGCAGCAACCAACAUCUCAAUGCAGAUUCCUGCUGGACUUAUCCUCCCUGGUACCCCCAUCACUAUUCCUAUACAGCAGGGUCACCAGGCUGUGGUAACAACCCAGCAACAACAGCAACAACAACAUCACCAGACAGUGUAUAGGAUACCCUCAAGUCAGCUCGUCUCAGUUGCAAGUAGUCAGUUAAAUACAAGUAGCAGUGAUACAUCCCAAUCACCUGUUUCAUCAGUGUCAAGCACUCCCUCCAACAUCACCAUGGUAUCUGCAGAUGGGCUACUUCCAGGCUCGGCAUCAAUGAGUGGCAAUGCAAUGACCCCCGGGAUUGUGAUGUACCAGACACCCCAGGGUGUGGUGUAUGCCACGCCCACUGCCACAUUACAGGACCGGGGGACCAUCUUCAACUUCCAGCAGCCUGCCACAGCCAUAUCCAUGCAGCAACAGGACCAGCAAGUUGGAAGUGGAACUCAGCAGAUCAUUACAAUUCCAGUCCCAGUGUCACUUGCAAAUUCAGGACAGGUGUUCCACCUUACAACAGCUCACCAAGAGGCAGUGGAGGUGGCGCCCCCUCCUGUGAAGAAAACACGCAAAUGAAGGGGGAGAGAAUAUGGCAUGUCACACAUUGGACAGCAUCCUGUGCGGCCUCAGAGUCCUGUGUUUGGUUCCCUCGUGAGGGAGAUGAGCUCCAGAUGUCUAUCACAUUUCAUCACUCUUGGUGCUGUAGGAAUGACGACAGACCAUGAUGUGCAAUGGUUUCUGAUAUGGUGCCUGAUGUGGCCUCUUACCCGGUGAUACCCACUCCUGCAUCUGUAACCUUCAUAACAUCCAUUGGACCAGGAUUGUUGUUAUGGGAUCCAUGAGGGAUUUUCAUUUUCCAAAGAUUUCAUAUCUACCUGAAUGGUUUAGACCCGGAGGUACUGUUCAGAUGAAAGAAAUCAUGAAAAAUAGAUUUCAUUUGCAAAAGUGUGUGAUGUUGCAUUUGAAACUGUUUGUGGUGUAUGUUUCAUGAAACUACCGGAAUUCUGGUCAGUCUAGGAUGUAUCCGUUGUCAAUCCUUUUGAGACAGCUGACCUCGAAGGCAGCCCUGAAGGGAUUGGUUAGAGUUACGUUGAAUGAUGCCAUCACAGCAUUCAGUGCAUGAGCCCAUUUAGAGUUGUCUCCCUUAAAGCUAGACAUGUGUGAAGGGGUCUCAGGCUGAGAGUUGAUAUAAUUAUACCCCUAUCCGGGAUAGUGCUUUCAUUGCUUGCCAAAAUACAUAUUGUUAUUUGUCAAGUUUGUACUAACUAUGAACAUUGUUAUGUGAUUUGCUUGAUUAAAUUAAGAAAUCAUGAAUUUAAUGCAUCGUGCCAUUUUACAUUGUUAAGGUGCAUAGUAAAGAAGUAAAUUUGAUAUUUGUUUAUCAAUACUUAUAUUUUCACAGGAUGUAACAUGAAUUUAAGUUAACCAUCAUGAUCAUAAUGAACGCAACUUUGUCCUUGGUCAUACCUUAGUUUAACUGGCUGUUUCAUGCUUUUGUAAAAAAAUUCUCUCACUAGAGGUAUGGUUUAUGCUAUUUAUAAAGGAUUCAGCCAUUCAAAUAAUGUAUCUAAAAAUGCUUAGUGGUAUUCAUUAUUGUGGAGAGAAUCAUGGUUUUGAUACUAAAUCAAUUUUGACAACAUGAAACCUCAAAAAGAAACAAAGGCAUGCUGCUAGUUAAAGUCCCUUUGCCUGCUAGUCUGCAUUUAUAAAUGGCACAUGCCAUCUUUAGCCUGAAACCUCAGUGAAUUCGUCAAGGAUUGUAUUUAGUGCUUCAUGCAUAGAUGCUUAGUUAUUCACUUGUAUGUAUUAGACCUGAAAUAUGAAAUAUUUUUCCAUUUUGUAAAGUGGUAAAAGUUGUUAUGGAUUGUCCUGUUCUAAAUUUGUAACCACCAUGGUAAAGGUGAACAAUGUUUUGUUGAUGUGCAGUGGAGUUCUUGGAAUAUUGUUAGUGAACUUAUCGUGAGCUCGAUCACUGGCAUUUGAAAAUAUUUCCGUUAUUUUUCUUGAUUACAUAUGAACUUGAAAGACCUGUACUGUGUUUGAUGCCCAGCGCCACUGAGAUCAAUGUUGUAAGAUGUUGUCUUGAAGACAGUACAGUGAUGUAAUAUAAAAGUGCCUCUACUGACUUGUUCUGAUAGUGAAAUUUUGUGUCAGCUUAUCACUAUUUUAGCUCUAUGCACAUUUCCUGAAUUUGUCUGUGAGUUUGCUUAUUUUAAGGUAGCAGUAUACUUUUGCUUGAAAUUGAUACCGAAUUCUGGGACAGUAGGGGUUCCAUGUAAUCCCUUUCCAUAAACAGGAUUGUGGUGACGUGAUGCAUAUGAAGUUCAUGCUCUACAUCUACAUGUAUUGUUGAAUGGCUGGCCCUCAAGGAACCUCCCCCAGCUCUUGUUAAAUACUCCACUAGCAGCGGUAACUGUGUCUGUGUCACAGAGCUGCAGUCUGUUUCAGAAAGUUUUCCAAAUAGAUAUCCGAUCCAAAUCUGCAUUACACCUUGUAUACUUCUGCAGAGGUUUGGAAUCAUGAUCUUAAGACAAAUGCAUCAUAUUCACAUCCCAACAUUUGCCUUAAAAUACCAUUAUUUUUCUAUCUGCAGCAGUAUAUUAACUUAUCAAAUGCAAAGUCAAGGUUACAAAUGUUGGCCAAAAUUCUGUACCCUCUGGCUGAGUCCAGUGUUACAAGUAUUCAGGAAGUUGCAUUAUCAAUGAUAUAAGUGCAAAUAUUUGAAAGCAAACAAAAACCAAUUGUGCUGCAUGUGAAUUACAUUUAUUUUAUGUAAGGGUUAAAGUGAAUUGUGCUGCAGAGUUAAAGUGAGGUGUGCUGUGGUAUGUUCCAAAUCUGGAAUCUGUGAGGAAAACACCAACGAAGAGACUGUUAGCUACUACUUCAUUUAUUAUCAAGAUCCACAGGUUCAGUUGUCAGGUCACACUUUUCCUUUAGAUAUAGUUGCAGUAUGUCAGGGAUACCUGUUCCUCCUAUUUGGCCCAAAGUCAGCAGCAAACAUUUAACGUUCGUAAAUUGGAAUCGAAAAAUGUCCAGUCAUUGUUAGUAUAUGUAAUUAGUACAUAAUUUUGGCUUUUGGAAGGUAACCUGUACUUCACUGAUAACAGGACCUGUGGAAAGAAAGAGAAUUUUGGCAGUUGCAUUGAAUUGCAAUCUCAGUGUACAGUGUCAAAAAACGUCUGCAGUGAAUGAAUUUGCAGCUUCUUUAAAAGUCCCUAUUUUUGACCAAAAUAUGGACUUUGCUCAAGGAACACAAAGUUUAGAAUCUUAUAUACAUAAGUCCCUGAAUGUAUGAUAUGUGAAAGGUUGAUUCAUCUGGGCCUCUUUGCACAAAGUGAUCUCGGCGCUUCAGCUAUUGUAGAUGUGCGUUAACAUAUGGCAUUUACGAUUACCUUAGUCCUAAGAUAGCGUUGCACAAUGUGGCCCAACUUUUCACUUUACGUCACAAUACAUCAAGUCAGAUCAAGUGUUCAGUUGUGUCUUGCAAUGCUUAUCUUCAAGGAAAACUGUAAUUGUUGGGCAGAUAAACAUUACACCAUUAAACGUCCCAUGCAAGACAUUUUAUUACUGCUUCAUUCAAUGUCACUUUCUUAUUCCUUUGUAAAACAAUCGCACUGGACAUUUCUAACGGUCGUCAUCUUGAGAACCAGUUGGUUGAUUGGUUGAAGUGUUAUAUUUCUUAUUGCAUAUCUAUUGAAGGGCAUUGGUAAAUUGUUUCUUCCACACAUUCGUGUUUCUUUUUAGCUGUUUGUUUUGUUUCUUUGUUUACUUCACCAAGAACACAUUUUGAUGUCUUGUUUAUUAAUCACAUGAUGUUGUUCAGGAUUGAAAAGUGUGUGUCACCAAGGUUGGUGAUCACUGUUGUUAACCAUGGUGGCCCACAGGUACUUUGAUGAGAAUCAAAGGACUCUUUGGAAAAAUUGUUUCUGACGUACAAAAUGUUUGAAGUUAUGAAUACUCAACAUUUUUAGAGAGGGAUCAAAUGUAAACUUGAUAUUACGGAUUUCACUUUCUCAGUAAGGUACACAUUCAUGUAAUACAAUGUAUUUGAAAUAAUAUUUAAUGAUGAUUCAGGUAAAAAAAUCACAAAUGUUUUGAGAUACCAGCCUGCUCACAUAGUAUAGAUUCCAUUGCUCAUUAAUUUUAGGUUGGGCAUGACUUCAGGCUGGUCAUUCAUAUUCUUGAAAUCAUCAAAGAUGCAGAAAAGCUGCAUGUAAGUAUCCAGGUGUUUAUCAAGCAACUAUGUCAUCUACCAAACGAAAUCAUUACCAGAUGGGUUGUAUUUAUCUGAUGUAGAAUGCUUGAUGUGUACUUAAUGGAGCAUGAGAGAGUUAUUCAUAUUGUCAACAUCACUUGUAGGCCAGUGGGUGGGUUGUCAGUUGUAUACUGCAUUUUAAAAGUGACACUCUUUGACAGUGGGGGAAGUUUUGUGUUAAAUUUUCAUGUUUAAUGAUACCAGAGUAUUUUCUUUUCAAGCCAGUGUCGAUGCAUUUAGAGUCCUAACCUAAGUCCUAUGGUGAUGACAGUUGCAUUUGUAUAUUUUAGAGUUGACGCUUAAAUUAUUUGGAUACUAAUUUAGUAACAUUGUUCAAUGCUUUUGUAUUUAUAUUGUAUAUUUUCCAUUGCCAAAAUGAAUAAUGCGCAUGAAGCAGGAAGUACUGUUGUUCAUCUUAAUGUCCAGUGUGUUACCUUGAUCCAAAGUCCCUUCUUCCUUGUGUAUGGAGAAUCACCCUAACCACUGACAGGCCAGACAUUGUGAUGUUAAGUAUUUUGUUGAUAAUCAGAUUAAAUAUUGGAAGUAUUUAUUUAUGAAAUGUUUGCUAUUUAUUCUACCAGUGUCUGUCUGUUACUAUGUGCUUCACCACCAUGUUGUCAUGGAAACAGAUGCUCUAUUUUGUAUCUAUGGUGGACUGGACCUUCAUAUUUUUGUACUAUUUGCAAUGCAAUAAAAUGUUAAAAACCA
This is a messenger RNA of Haliotis rubra (blacklip abalone), 6197 nucleotides long. RefSeq names its product serum response factor-like. Gene Ontology annotation, biological process: positive regulation of transcription by RNA polymerase II. The record is from RefSeq and is a predicted model, not a curated record. NCBI's taxonomy places the organism in Eukaryota, Metazoa, Mollusca, Gastropoda, Lepetellida, Haliotidae. The transcript is spliced from 9 exons. Gene Ontology annotation, molecular function: protein dimerization activity; RNA polymerase II cis-regulatory region sequence-specific DNA binding; DNA-binding transcription factor activity, RNA polymerase II-specific. The coding region runs from base 335 to 1810 and encodes 491 amino acids.